This is a messenger RNA of Aspergillus steynii IBT 23096, 2456 nucleotides long. It is a transcript of the gene optF, whose product is annotated as small oligopeptide transporter, OPT family. Bases 142 to 2412 code for a protein of 756 amino acids. Gene Ontology annotation, molecular function: oligopeptide transmembrane transporter activity. The transcript has 6 exons. NCBI's taxonomy places the organism in Eukaryota, Fungi, Ascomycota, Eurotiomycetes, Eurotiales, Aspergillaceae. Gene Ontology annotation, biological process: transmembrane transport. The record is from RefSeq and is a predicted model, not a curated record.
ACUCGGCGUCACGGGGCAGCGCGCUAAGCCCAUUCGGGCAGCUCCACAGGCAGCCGAAAGACUCCGUCGCCUUCAGAAUCCGCCGAUUUCUCCCAGAUUCAGGUUCAUGCUAAUCCCGAUCCUGAGACCCUGCCCCUGCGUAUGCAAUGCACCAUGGCUGGGAAGGCCCCGGAGGAUGAAAAGUCGCUGCGGGACGAAUCAAUUCAGGUCCCGCAGCUAGACCCCCAGAAUGAACAUGACUUUACUGUCCUGAGUGACCGUGAUGCGGCCAAGAUCCUGCCCUACGAAGCCGAUGAUUCUCCGUUCCCGGAAGUGCGGGCUGCUGUGCGGCCCAAGGAUGAUAUAAACCUGCCAGUUAAUACCGUUCGCAUGUGGGUGAUCGGGAUAUUGUUUACUAUAGUUGGGAGUGGCCUGAACCAAUUUUUUAGUUUGCGACAGCCCAGUGUCACGAUCAGUGCAUUGGUGGCACAGCUGGCAGCCUAUCCCAUCGGGUGUGCCUGGGCGCGAUGGAUCCCAUUGGGCCGGUUCAACCCGGAUCGCCAUUUCAACAUCAAGGAGCAUGCGCUGAUUACAAUCAUGGCCAACGUUGCAUUUGGGUCGGCUGCAGCCACCCAGGUCAUCGAGGCGAUGGUCAAGUUCUACGGCAUGCCCUCGAAGGGUGGAUUCGAGAUCCUCUUUACCAUCACGACGCAGAUGUUCGGGUUUGGCUUGGCCGGCAUGGCGUCGCGCUGGCUCGUGGGGCCUGCGACGAUGAUCUGGCCCCAGGUGCUCUCUAAUGCUGCGCUACUGUCGACCUUGCAUUCCCGGAGAAAUACCUUGGCGGAUGGUUGGAUCAUCACGCGCCUGCGUUUCUUCCUGCUGGUUUUCAUUGGUGGAGCGGUCUGGUACUUUCUUCCAGGCUAUCUCUUCACCGCACUCAGCACCUUUACCUUCGUUUGCUGGAUUGCGCCACACAAUGUGGUUCUCAACCAGCUCUUCGGCCAGCGGUCGGGACUGGGCAUGUCGGUUUUGACUUUUGACUGGGCGCAGGUCGUCUUUGCCAAUCAAAGCCCGCUGCUCGUUCCCUUCUGGGCCGGGUGUAAUGUGAUGGGGUCCUUUGCCUUGUUUUUCUGGCUUCUCUGCCCUCUCUUGUACUACACUAACACAUGGUACUCCGCCUAUCUUCCUCUGCUUGGCCCUAAUACAUUUGACAAUCGGGGUCGGCCCUACAUGGUUGAGCGGGUGAUGAACCCGGACGGUUCGGUGAAUCAAGAGGCGUACCACAAUUACUCGCCCAUGUUUCUUCCGGCGGGUUAUGCCGUGACAUAUGGCGUGGCAUUUGCCAACUUGACCGGGAUCUUCGUCCACGUUGCACUGUACCACGGGAAGGACCUGUGGGAGCAAUGGAAGGGGCGCAACCAAAAAGACGUGCAUUCCCGUCUGAUGGAAUCGUAUGCCGAUGUGCCAUGGUGGUGGUUCGGGGCCGUGACGAUCGUGAUGUUCGUGCUGAGUAUUGUCACGAACGAGGUGUGGCACACAGAUCUUCCGGCGUGGGCAGUGCUGCUGGCUUAUCUGCUCCCGGCUGUGUACAUUAUCCCGAUUGGGAUCAUCAAGGCCGUGACCAACAUCUCGAGUAACCAGCUCAACUUGAUUACUGAGUUUAUCGGGGGAUAUGCAUUUCUUGGGCGACCCGUUGCCAACAUGGCUUUCAAGUUUUACGGGUAUGUGGCAGUGUCACAGGGUCUCGAGUUUGUGGCCGAUAUGAAACUGGCACACUACCUUCACAUUGCUCCUCGGACGCUCUUCAUGGCGCAAGGACUGGCUACGCUGGUCGGAGCCAUCGUGCAGUGCGGCGUGACGGUAUUUAUGAUAACGCGCUUUGAAGGGAUCUGUAAACCGGAUUCCCCGGGAGGGUUUAGCUGCCCACAUGGGCAUGUGACAUAUUCGUCUUCCCUGAUUUGGGGUGCUCUCGGCCCCGGACGGAACUUUUCCUCGGGCCAAAUCUACGGCAACCUCCUCUGGUUCUUCCUGGUGGGCCCCGUGGUUGUUAUCAUCACGUACCUUCUCGGCCGACGGUGGAAGCAAGUCAACUACAUCUCGUGGCCGGUGGCAUUCGGCGCCAUGAGCCAGGUCCCACCGGCGACGGGGAUCAGCUUCUCGUCGUGGUGGAUUGUAAAUAUCAUUUUCAACGGGCUGAUCAAGCGGCGCAAGCCGGCUUGGUGGGCGAAAUACAACUACGUCCUCUCGGCCGCAUUAGACUCGGGUGUCGCCGUGGCCACGGUGAUCAUCUUCUUCUGCAUCAUGCUCCCUGCGGGCAUUCUGCACUGGUGGGGAAACGACGUGCAUCACCGCACAGCCGAUGAUAUGGGAACGCCGUGGAAGAAGCUGCCGGAGUCGGGGUACUUUGGACCGGCGAUGGGCACAUGGCGAUGACAGUAGACGCAUGCGUAUAUACGUCGCAUAGACUUUGGCAUAUA